This is a messenger RNA of Portunus trituberculatus (swimming crab), 13994 nucleotides long. RefSeq names its product mucin-17-like. Bases 371 to 12721 code for a protein of 4116 amino acids. The transcript has 20 exons. The record is from RefSeq and is a predicted model, not a curated record. Gene Ontology annotation, molecular function: protein dimerization activity; DNA binding. Lineage: Eukaryota; Metazoa; Arthropoda; Malacostraca; Decapoda; Portunidae.
UUUACCGGUUUUUAUCGCGUCACAACACAGUGGGCGGAGUGCGCAGGCGCCGGUGGCCAUGUUGUCUCCGCGUGACCAUAACACUUCAGUGUCCCGCGUUGCUGUCACAAAAUACUCCAUAAUACAGACUACGCCAGAACUAACCAUGAUGAGUGACCAUGAAUAAUUCUAGUGGUGAGAGCAGCCCAGGCUGUGAAGGUUGCUGUAAGUGCUGGAGUGAGGAGAUUGUUAGACACUUAGAGCAGCUAGUAGGGAAGCCACACGGUUCCACACAAGCUAGCAGUCAUCAAGGAUACUUAUUCCAUCUGACAGAAGCAGCUGUAAAUAAAUUUUGUCAUUCCAUAAAAAGAGGAUUACAUUAAAAUCUGGAAUGUCACUAAAAGACAGUCCAGAAACACCACCACUUCAAGUUAGAGAGAAGGCAGACACAGCACACAGCCCAGAGAGUGGCAGUGGUGGUGAAAGUGAAACACAAAUGGAUAGCAUAAAGAACACAAAAGUCAUUGCUACUGAAAGUAAUGCAAAAAGAUCUGCCGAGUCAAAGGAAGUAAAAGACACUGCUUCUGGGAGUGAGGACAGCAAAGAAGAAGUUAAGGACACUAACACAUUAGAUAAGGACCCUGCAGGAGUAUUGAUUGAAGGCUUCUGUGGGUUUGAAGAUGCUGAGAGUCCCAUCAUAACCAGAAGCACCAGGGAAGCAAGUAGGAAUGCAACAGCCAUUCUUGCUAAAAAGUCCUCUACCAAACUGGAUAAGAAUGAGAGGAAGAGUGAUUCUCCUCCUGAUUUGGUGCUCUUUUUGAAGGAGGGAAGGGGACGUGCACAGAACUACAGUGAUCCACCCAGGCUUGACCCAGAGAGCAUAGCUACCCGCAGAAGGACAAGAGUACCUGAAGAUCCAUUGGCAAUGAUCUCUAAAGCAAAACCAACAGUUCCAGCAGAGAAAACAAAAAAAGAUCAAAAGGAAAGUAGCAAGAAAGAGAGGAAAGGCAAGGUGAUGGAGACUCCAGAGUCUUUGAAGAGGCUAGCAAGGGAAGGUAGCAAAACAGGACACAUAAGCGGCAAGGAAUCUUCGGAUAGUGGUAGUGAAGAGAAAACACUGAAAAAGACAUACAGUAAAGGUGUUGUAGAGGGAGAUCUUAAGAUGAGGUCUAGGGAAACUUCUGCAGGAUCUGAAGAGGAGCAACCUGGCAGCAUCAGUCGAAGAAGCAACAGGGGAAAGAGGAACUCCAGUGAUGAACAAGAAGAACUUUUCACUGAAAACCUAAGGGCUGACCCACCUGCAAAAGACGUGACUGAUAACACUACAAACUAUUCUAACCUUGGCACCAUCCUUAAUAAGAUGACCAAGAAUAAUGCUGACAGAAGGAUUCCUGUCGUGAUUAUGUCAAAAUCUGAACAAGUACCUAAAAAUGAUGCAGCCAAACCUAGAAGUAAGAAGAAGGCACCAUUGGAUAAAAGCUCAAACACUGCUGUCCUAAAAAUUGCUUCCAUGGCACUCCCAUCCAUUGCAGGAGUGAAGCCUACUGGCACACUUGAUGAAUCCCAUUCCAGUGAAGUGACAAAAUAUGAAAAAGGAACAAAAAUUUAUGCAGCUAAACCUAGAAGUAAGAAGAAAGCACCAUCUGAUCAAAGCCCAAGCACUGCAGUCGUAAAGAUUGCUUCCAUGGAACUGCCAUCUGUCUCAGCAGAGAAGCCUAGUGGCAUACUUGAUGAAUCCCAUUCCAGUGAUGAAGCAAAUUCUAAGCCUUCUUCACUAGAGGACAAGAAGUCUGUGACCAAACUUUGCAAAGAUGCUGGUGUAGAUGCAAAAACUGGUCAUGAUGUCAUUGUUCUGAAAGUUACUAGUGAUGUAAAACCUGAAGAAAAAGAUACUUUAGCUAACACUACAGAGAAGAUUGUCAGCAACAUUCCUAAUGAAAGCAGUAGUAACACAAAUGAAAAGAUUCAAAUGAAGCAUACCAUUGUUGACACCACCUGCAAGGAGCAAGCCAAGACUGAUAAUGUGUCUGGAUCUUCUCAGUCAGCAGUCUUGAGAGCAAUUCAAGCUAAUUCUUCCAUUAGAUUCAAUUCUGUAUCUCUCAAAUCAAACUUAAUCUGCCCCAUCAAGUCAAAUUUGAUAAUUUCAUCUAUUGAUCCAGAUUCAAGUAAUCCACCCAUCAGGCCAAGACCACUGCCCUCACCCAACAAGCCUGAUGCAGUUGUACCACAUGGCAAACCAAAACCAAUUAUGUCAUCCAUUAAGCCAAGCUCUGUCAUAUCACCCUUCAGAUCAGGGCCAGUCUCGCCAUCCAACAAGUCCAGUACAGUUGUUUCAGCUGUCAAGUCAGGCCCAGCCUCAUCACCUUCUAAAUCAGGGAUGUUGACAUCAUCUGUAAAGGCAGGUAGAGUGACUGUACCUCUCAAGUCAAGCACAGUGAUUCCAUCUAAGUCAGGCACAGUGACCUCACCCAUUAAGUCUGGUACAGCCGGUUCAUCCAUCAAAUCCAGUAUCACUUCAUUCAUGAAAUCCAGUACAGUCACUCCAUCCAUUAAAUCAGCUGCAGUGACUUCAUCCAUUAUAUCAGGUAUUUUCACUUCAACACCUAAAUCAGUUUCUUUGCCCAUAAAGUCCAGUAAUGCCACUUCAUCAUCCAAGUCAUUUUCAUCUGUUAAAUCUAGCAUAGUCACUUCAUCUAAGUCAGGCCCUUCAACUACAAAACCUGGCAUUGUCACUUCAUCAUCCAAGUCUGGUAUGUCUGUUAAGUCGGGCAUAUUCACAUCAUCACCCAAGUCGGGUCCUUCAUCUGUUAAAUCAGGCAUUGCUGCAUCACCCACCAAGCCAGUCACUGUCAUGUCUCCCAUCAGUCAGAGUCAGAAGAAUCCUCCUUUUAUGGUAAGCAUGUCUCAGAUAGUCACCUUUGGAGGUGUGAAAGCGUCAACCAAGAUGACAAACUUCACUCCCAACAAAAUGGGUCUCAAAGUGCCAUCUACAAAGGCAACUGCUCAAAAUCUCAAAAGAGAUAUUACCCCAAAGCUGGAGUCUUGCACCAACACAGAUGCAAGUGUGGGAGGAGAUAAGUCUCAGGUUGUACAAGUUUCCAUUCAGUCAAUGCCAAACUCCUCCCAGAAGGCUGCCAUACUGGACUAUACCGACAUUGAGACCCAGGAGGUGGUUCUUGGUGAGAGUGAUGAUUCCAAUGGACAGAUUGGCAGUGUAGGUGAUAUGCCAGAGAGUGAUUUACUGGCCAAUGAAGAAAUGGAGAGUAGCAGUGAGGAGGACACUUUUAAAAUGCCUGAACUUUCCAUUCUCUCAAAAAAGGAAUCUUUGUCUCCUGAAGGCAGGGUUGCCCUGGACCAUUCUUACUCCUCAGGAGGCUCAGCCACAACUCGAAAAAAGUCUCCCAGUACUUAUGAAAAGAGCUUGACUCCACGGCCAGUGUACAGCAAUGCCAGUACAGCCAAGAGGUCUAUGGAUAUAAUGCUCCAUAAUGAUAAGAUAAAUAUUUUGAGACAAAUGAGUCAGAUCUUUAAUGAUGAAAGGCCAGCCCAGCAAAUUUUCAAUGAUGAGAAGACAGUUCAGUCUGAGCCAGAUAUCACUGUGUCAAGUUCUGAUGGGGAAGAAGAUGAAGAACCUAAUGUUUGUGUGAAAAAAAGUAAAGAGAACAGUUCACCCGUUAAGUGUAGCUUUAAGAUUACCAAAAGCAACACUACUGAUUCUGCUAAGAAAGUCACAAAUCUGGGACAGACAUUCAAAGCUAAUAUUGUCAGUGAACAUGACUCUCUCUUCUCUGAGCACUCUCCCAGUAAAUCAUCAGCCACAGAGGCAGAGAUUGAAGAAGCAGGAGACACCAUCAUGUCAUCUGAUGCCAACAUUUCAUCUAGCAAUGCAUCAUCCAGUUCUAAUGAACAGAAUGGCUUUGGAGUUGAAUUUACCACACCACCAAAGGCAAGGAAAGGAGAGAAUGGAGAUGGUAUUCCAGCUAGUAUAGAUAGUCCUUUUUUGGGAUUUCCUGACCCUGACCCCAAGGUCCAUCAUGUACCUGCUUACUCUGUUGCUCUUAAUGAGAGGAUCUUGGUGCAAAGCAAAGUGGGUCCUGUUGGAGAAAUGAUUGACAUUGUGGAUGGCUUCUCCUUCACCUCAUUUACCACAGAGCAAGAAAUGAUGUCCUAUGAUGGCACGUGCAGUGGCAAGAGUACCAAGGCACACCGUCAAUGGUUGAAGAAGCGAAGAAAGAGACGCAAGAGGCUACUGAGAUACAAGAGAAUGCGGCCAGGGACUCGCAAAGUGCCGAUAGAGCAGGUGGCAUCAAGUGUGGGCAGCAGUGUUGCUUCCCCAAAGGACAAGGCCAGUGCUGCUGAUUCUGGGGCCUUUGCCAGUGAUGACUUGGACAUGUUUUUGGACAAGAAUUCACAUCUGAAUAUCAGUUACCAAAUUCCGAAGUGCAAAGUCACAGAAGAGGGAGUGUCAAAGAUUGAUGAAGGGGAGUUGCUGGAUCCUAUACCACCAGCCCCACUUCCUCCACCUCAAGCCCAUCCUCCUACACCUGUUACACCAAGCUCUCCUCCGCCACCACCCUCACCUUCUCCACCACCCACAUCUCACCCAGAGAUGGGACUCACUGAGACCAAGUCUACUGUGGGUGUGAACCCCAACACAAGUGCCUUGGAGCAGAAUGUGGUAGAGGGUGCAAAGUGUGAAUCAGUUGACCAGUACGAGGAGGUUAAUGCUAUUGACAUACUUUACCCUAAGGAGAAAUACAAGUACUACUACAACAAGGAACUUUGUAAGGAAACAAAGGCAGAUGCUUCUGAUGUAUUUGUGCGCAGGGCAGGGAAGUUAGUGCCCCUCUCCACUGUCUUCAAGUCACAGAAAAGUCCUUUACCUGAAUUUACUCCCAAAAAGUCAGUGGACCUUGUUUAUGUAUAUGAUGGGGGAAAACUUCUAACACUGGGAGGCUCGCUGACAAAAAUUAAUCCCUCAAAUUCUGAUUCUGUGCGUGCUAGGGUAGUGCUUCCUAUAGGUGUACCUCCAAUCCAAAGGGGAGAGACUGUGGAAUCCAUGGCCAAGAAGGUUCAGGCAGUGGAGAUCAAUGAGGACAUGGCCAAAUUUGCUCUAUCAGCAUUACAAAGCUCCCACCUGAAGUCAGAAGAGAUGGUAGAGAAAAAAACUGAAAGUGAGAAAGAGUGUCAACUUGUUCCUGGAUCAAGCUUAGGUGUAGAGGAAAAGAUGGAAAUAGAUGAGCCAGAGACAGUCCCUGAGGAGAAGACAGAGCCCACCAUCCCCAAGGUUGUUCCAGCUCCAGCUCCUCCAAAGCCUACCAAGACAAACAUCCUUGAUAUCAUUGCUGCCAAGCUAGCCAUGUCAGAUGAGGAAAGUGAUGGCAAGGAUGAAGCUGAGGAGAAAGAGACAGCUUCUGACAUGAGAGGUGCUAAAAGUGGUGCAAAAGAGAAUGUGGUGAACUUAGAAACUCCUAAUGAAAGAAAAGAGGCUGUGAGUGAUACAAAGGAAACUUUUGGUGAUCUUAAAGGGUCAACCAUCAAACCUUCAACUAUGGAAGAAAAAGAGGGAGCUACUGUUACUGGAGAUAAUGAAAAUGUUAAGAUUUAUUUGACUAGCCAAGGAACCUCAGAGAAGAGUAAGGAUCCCCUUGUGAAGCAAGAGGAGCUUGAAGAAAGGAAGUCUGAUUGCAUACCAGAAGUAAAGACCCACUGCGUGGAGGAAGGGAAAGCUGUGGAGCCCAAGGUUGAGGUGAAGGAGGAGGGAGCGGCAUCAAUUAAGAUUUUGUUGGGUGAUGAUAUGGAUGAUAGAAUCAAGGAAAAAGAUAAGUUAAGUCUCACAACUGCAGCUGCUGAUCUGGUGAAUUUGGGUAAAAAAGAGGACAGUAAUGAAGUGAUUUUCGUAAAAGAAAAGGGUAAAAUAAAUGAACCUGAACAGUUCACAAACAGUAGUACUUUGAGAGAUGUCUUAGUUGUGAAGGAAAAGUUUAUGGUUAAGGAACUUUUACUGCCAAAAGAAGAAAAACAAGAAGAGGCUUUAAGGCUUAAAGGAAAAGACAGUGUAAGUAGUGUAUGCUUAGAAAAGGAAAGUACAGAUAUUGAAUCCUUAGUAUCACAUGAAGAAAAGGAAAAAGUGUCUUUAUGUUUAGAAGAGGAAGAAACUGUAAGUAAGGUUUCAAAAGUCAAAGGUGAUGGAAGUGAAUUGACUGCUGUGGAAAAGAAAAAAGAAAGAAAAAUCACAACCUUGGAAGAAAAUAAGGGAAAUUAUGAAGAGGAUGACCUUAAUGUUGCUGUACGUAUAGGAAACAACUCAAACAAAGCAAGAACACACUCAGAUAACAGUAACAAGAGUUCACUGGAAAAUCUUGAAAGAAAGAUGGAAGCACUAGAAAAGGCAAAGAUGAAACAAAGGGAAUACUCAGCUUUGAUUGAAGAUGCAAGUAUAGAAACAGUAUCUGAAGCAGUAUUAAAUUCAAAGAUUAGUACAAAUACACCAUCAGAGGCCUCCAAGUAUAUAACACAAGAGAGCAUUGGUUGCAAGAAUAACCUCACACCACCUGAGUCUGUUAUAAGUGUAUCAAGUGAUGAGUCAGGAACGCAGAGCCUCAGAAGCAAUGUGUUGUCAUCACACGAGUCUGGUGAUAGGAUGGACCUUGAGGAAAAGGAAGAGUUAUCUGAGUCAGGCACUCCAGGCACUUUUCGAAUGGACAUCAAAACCAAGGUCUUCAAGAAGAACAUGCACAGGUUCCCUUCACUGUCACGGGAAAUGAAGCGCCUCAACAUGAACUUUGUCAACUUUGUACCACCUCAGGAGUCAUUCCCAAAGGAAGAGGAAACAAUCAUCACAGAGAUGAAGGAGAACUGCACCAAUGAGCACUGUAAACUGGGCUGUGUGUGUGAUUCCCUCCUCUGUCAGCGUAAAAGUGUAGAGCACUGUGGCCGUGUGGAGUGCAUGUUUGACUGCACCUGCCGUGAUGAGAGCUGGAAACUUCCAUCUGGCUCUGGGAGAACCAUGAAUGCUGUAUCAAUCUUCAACCUGGAUAGGGAACAGAAAGAGGGAUUGGCACUCAGAGAAAAGGACUUUAGAAGAACUGUUAUUCAAACGGGAUCCGAGGUUAUAUUGGUUGGGGCUGAGAGGAAAAAAAGAGAAAUCAGGUUACCUGGAAGGUAUCGUGAGUCAAUUUGGACCGAGUCGGACCUGGCAGAAGACAUCAACAAGAAUAACUCACCAGAUCUCUUGUUGGAUCAAGGUAGUCCAUUACUUGAGCCUCCAGAUUGCUCCUUGCUGCCAGACUAUCCUGGUAUUCCACUAUCUGAGGCUUCAAAAUACAUUAAAAAGUUUAAGCUAAACAUUCCUUGGUAUGACAUCAAGGGCAUCAGUAUUUGGUGCAUGGAUCACUCCUGCUAUGACUGCAAAUGUCUUACUGAUCCUGCAUUUUAUGGCACAGUUAAACCAGAGUCUUUCAGGAAGAACUCAUUUUCAACCUCAGAUGAGACUUUGGCUUCCACAUCAAGUGCAUUGCUUGACUUUGAAGAAGCACUAAAACAGGAAACCAAUUCAGGGAAAGCAAGUGAAGAUAAAGAGCUGAAGAAAAUGGCUUCAGUAGUUCAUCCAAAUUGCAGUAUUGUGAACAUCAUUGUCAAUAAUUCAGAAACUAGACGCAAAUAUACUUGGAAAUUGAAAGAAUGGUAUCAUUGUACAGAUGUGUAUUCUGCAAGGACAGCUGGACACACUAAGAAGAAUAUAACAGAGGAAACAAAGAAUAUGACCCUCACUGGUCUUGCUGCUCGAGACACCACACCAGAACAGAUUGUCGAGUCAGUUGUAAGAAGUCUCAGACAACAAAAAUCGCCAGAAGAAGUAAAGCUUCCAACCUUACCAAUGAGUAAUGACUUUGAACCAUUUAUGGGUGACUCUUUAGUCAAUUUACAAAAUGCCAUUGGAUUUAACCCAUGUGCUAAUAAGAAAUCCAUAAAAACUGAUACUUCAUACCCUGUAGUGGACUUAACCAAUGGUAAUGAGGACACUAACAACUUACCUAAGUACUUUGCUGCAAAACCACAAAAGAACACAGGAAUGAAAACCAAGAAUACAAAAGGAGUUACAAAAAGGAAAUUGAGUGGACCUGUUGAGCCUGUACCAAAGAAAGCACAUUUUUCAAAGUCUGAAGAUAGAACUGGAGAAAUAGGCAGCAUCAGCUUCCCAAAAAGCUACCAGUCAAACUCAAAAGAGAAAUCAGUUUCUGAACAGAAGAAAAAGACUCUGUCUUUGCUGGAGAUGAUGGUUGCUGAGGAAAACAGAGGAGAGCUAGAGCUUGAUCUUUCGGACAAUAUCCCUGGAAAUGCGCUGCUUGUUGCUGAGGCACGCUUCAGAAAGCUCAUCAACAUGAACAUUAUUGGAGUCAUUGGAAUCAAUAAAGCUGGACGAUGCAUCAUUGGGACUGUUGACUCUCAUGAGGCACUUCAAGUAAUGCACCAGAUUCAAAACAUGAUCAGGAACAACACCCUUGAUGUUGGACCAAACAUGCGUGAGAUAUUUUUUCCUCCUCCUUAUGUUGGGAUAAGACCAAGGUAUGUUAUGAUCAGAUGUGACUCUCAUUGCAAAUGGGAGAUAGUUGGAGUGGUUCAGAAGAAGGGGCCAAGUAGAUCUAACAAAGCUUCUGAAGUCAAGACUAAAGUAAACUCACCUGUAAAACCACAAGUUCCUCAAGUCAUUGACUUGGAGGAGGAAGAGAGAGAGAAACAAAUGUUAGUGGAUACAUGUGAUGUGAAACAGGAACAAGAUGAUUUUGUUGAACCACCUUCACCAGAGGAGAGAGACAGUGGAACAUGGGAAGGGUCACUCCCUCUAAUUACAAGUGUUCAUGGUGCGUCAGACUCAAAUAUGGCAGAACUGAUAGGAUCCCCAGAAGCCAUCCAAGAGGAGUUUGAAGAACCUCAAAUAGCACAAGUAACACCAACCACUUCAUCUCAUGUUACUUCUCCAGCUACUUCAAAAGUUCUUCCAGAUUUAGUUCCUAUAACUUCAUCAACUAAAGGUGAAACACUGUUCUCUGUAGAGGAGCAAGGAGAAAGUUUGCCUGUGGCAGCUCAAGUUACUGGAAGUGAAAAUGCAUCUCAGCAAAAGUUAUACUUUGUGCCCACAGGCUUCAAUGUCUCCUCUUCAUCCACAACAGUUCCUAGUAUCCCUGUGGAUACACCCAUGAAAUCAAUAACACUGAAUGUAGCAAGUAACAAGGUGUUUGGAAAGAGUCCAGAAAAGUCUUUAUCGUCACCAAAGUCAUAUUCUUUAGGGAAAGUCAGCUAUAUUUUGCCAAACUUACCUGGCUCAGGAACCACUGAUUCAAACAUUCUUCUGUCCAAACAAACAGAUGCAAAUUAUUCAGAAUCUAAAGUUGAGGAACAAAGUGAUGCAGACAGUGGUCAGGUUUCUUCUUCCAAGAUGCUGUAUAUUCCUGUCACAAGUGGGAGUGUCUCCAAAGUACUGCUUGUUCCAACUGUCUCUGGUGCAUCAUCUCGCAUGAUGCUGUUACCCACCAUUCCAGGCAACAGCUCUUUGGAGAAUUCCAGCACAAGCAGUAGUACUACUACUACCAUAACCACCACAAUCAUCACCACCCCCAUCACAAGCAGCACCUCCAAUGCUACCAUUGCUACCAGUAAAAUGAAAAUGGUCCUGGUGCCUUCUUCUCAAGAUGGUAGCAAAAUGAUUCUGAUACCAACUGGCCUAGAAAGUGGUGAUGGUGCUACUGCCAAUCCAGUUAUUGGAAAUACCUUAGCUGAUGGUGAGAGGAAGAAAAUGUUGGUAUUACCAUCUUCUGUCAUCAAUAAUUUCAUGUCAAGAACAUCAGAGCCAACAUCAACCCAGCCAUAUCAACAGUCUUGCAAAGGCACUCUUCUUGUACCCUUACCUAAUACAGGAAACCUUCCAAACACAUUCCAGCUAAGUGAAACAGAAAAAUGCCUUAGCAUUCAGGAGAGGGAAAGCAACUCUCAAGAUAGCUCUGAUGAUGUUGUUGUCAUUGAUCCAACAACUGAGAACCCUACCAAUAACAGAAAGAAAAGUUCUGAAUCUUGUUCAGUGAGUGUAGAAACUCCAUCUUUACUCAUAUCCCCAGCUUCUUUUGCAUCCACCAGUGGAGUUGCUGAAACUAAUGUUGUUUCUUCAUUGACAACCAUCUCAAGCACAUUGCAGAAGAAUAGUUCUUUACCAGAGACUAAAAGUGAGUCCAACUUAGAAGUACUGUCAUCAGUUAAACAAUCCAGUACAGGUAGACUAAAUACAUUGUUUAUUAAAACUCAUGAGGAAAUGAUGGCAGACACAAAAUCUGGUGAAAGUCUUCAACCGGAACCAGCUAAAGAGUGUGAAAGUGGAAAAGAAGGCGAGAAAGAAUCACCAAAGUCUCAAAGGCAGGAUUUGAACAUUGGAAAAGCUAAGGAUAUGCAGGACCAAAAAAGGCAAGUGUUGAUCAAGAAGAGUGGUUUUCACUGGAGUGCUGUUGACCUUUCCCUCAAUUUUAAAAGUGUCAAAUUGGAAUGGCUAUUAGGCACCAUCAGAAAAAAUGUCUUGAUGAACAUUUAUCACAUGUCCAAGAAAACACUCUCGCCUGUUACUUUGAGUGUCAAGAAUGGCACAUCAAUAUCUAUGCUGUAUGGGUUUGCUAGGGCCCAUAAGUCCAGCACCUUGCCAAUCCUCAUCCUAGGUUCAGUUGUGUCUGCUGUUCUCAGCUCUUCCUCAGUUCCUGAUUCUAUGCUUUUCCAAAUAAAUUCAAUUAAGUAUUUCAUCAGGGAAAACACAGGUGAACUGUCUUCAUAUACCUAUUCCAGUGAAACUCAUCUUGUAAAAUUAGCCUCAAAGAAAAAAGGGAAUACAGGAGAAAUGGUUGGAAUUGGAGAGAAAGUUGAAAUUGAUAAAAUGAGAGACCCUGAAUAUCAGGAAACAGGAAAGACGUAUGAUACAUUAGGUUUUUCUUCAUGCACUGCUCAAAUGAAAAAGGGCUGCACUUGUUCAGAAGGUGUGAUCUGCCAGGAACAUUAUACUUCAGCAUCCACAUCAAAGCAUACAUUAGAGAGUACACCAUCUCAAUACCACAGUGAAGACAGCAGUUCUAGAAUGUCACUUGAAAAUGAACCUAGACAUACCUCCCUGGGCUGUCAAGGCAAUCCAGGAACUAAUGUACAACCUCAAGAAGAUUUAAUUCAACCAUCCAGUGCUACCGAGGAACCUCAGUCAGAGCUUCGUCACUUGUUGACCAAACCCAAGAAAAAAACCAUGGUUGACAGAAAUACUGAGGAGCUGAUUCUAGAUUCAAAAUGUGAUGAUCACUCCAAUGCAACAAAAUUAAUCUUAGAUGAGAAUGUCAAAUUGAAAGCUAGAGGAGAGAGCUCUUCUUCAGUUUCCAGUGUAGGUAUUGAUGUAUCAGGCAUGGAACACAUAGAAGAAAUAGUUUUGCCAAAGAUAGAGUAUGAGUCAGAAGAUGAAGUUGUUGAUGUUGAAAUGCUGGGAGACCAAGAUUGUGCCAACACAAUACUGAACAACCUUCGCCAGCAGCUGGAGCAUGAGACUGUAGAAGCAGUACAAAAGUUUGCAUAUGUUCCACCAAGUAAAGAUGGCAAGAAAAAGUUAAAGUGUUAUCAGGAAGUAUCACCAAUGAAGAAAUCCAGAAUAAAUCCAUUGAGUGUGGAACAGCCCUGGCCCACAGAUGUAUCUCCCUCUGCAUUCGAACAACCCUGCCCUCGAUCAAAGAAGAGUUUGGAGGCUGUGAAGAAGACAAGAAAAGGAAUGAAGCUGAGAUACUUAAGUUUAGAAGACAAACUGAAGGUGUUAGAGCGAGUGGAUAGUGGUGCCACAAUGCAGAUGGUGUGCAUUGAAUUUGGUGUGAAACCCAGCACGUUCUAUGAUAUCAAGAAAAAUCGUGACAAGAUUCGGCAGCAGCAUCUCUUGGACAAUGGUAACAGUAAGGUAAGGAAGAAUUUUAAAAUUCUGCAAAGUAGUAGAGAAAUUGCAAAAGUGCUAUAUGAUGAAGGCCAAAACGACGAACGAAACUCAGAACUUCACAACAAGUUAGAAAGGAUGAGGAGAAAAGUGAUGCGACAUCUCUUUUUGUACCUCCAGAAUGUUAUUGUUAGAGUACCAAGAAAUCCUUUAGUGAAAAACACACUUGUACAUCCUAAGAAAUCAGUUCUCAAUGCAGGCACAAUAGUUUGUGAAAUAUUAAGAAGUGAUGAACACCGUCUGAUAGUGGAGGAGGAAAGAGUUCGCAGUGAAAGGAGUUCCCUUAUAAAACACCUGGCAGGAAUUAUUGGAGACAGUACCGAAGAGAUAAAAGUAAAGUGGAGAAAUUGGGUGAAGGAAAACAUGCAGAAUCCAACAGCCAAACAUACAUUUGAAAGUACAUGGCAGCCAUUUCGUCUUAUGGAAGAUAUUUUGAAGAAUGUUGUUGAGGAAAGUAAUUUUGACAUUGAUUAUGAUGAGGGAAGCCCCCUGCCUGAUCCCUCAUCCCCACAAAGUGGAGGAGAGAAAAUAGUUCAACAGAAAGUGAAACGACAGCCUGUGAAAAGAGUCUGCAGGAAGAGAAAAAGGAAAGUUGGCCGUCCACAGAAAAUAGUAGUGAACACUGGUCAAUGCUCUGCUGAGCCUGAACCCAUUCCUCCUUUACCUACCAGCAUUCUCCUCAUGGCAGGAACCAGCUCUCGUGGAAGAAAAAUUGUCCGCAAAGAAGAUACAAAUUUUGUGACAUCAUGAGGAGGUUACUGGAUCUUGUAUGAUAGUUCCUUACAAAUGUUAAUAAAUGAGAAUUUCUAUUAUAAUAUAGCUCAGCAGACAAUUGUGGUGAAUUUGAUUCUUUUGUUUCACAACAAUUUUUUAGAAAUGUGUUCUGCAUUUACUAAACUAACUUAAUCUAGAAUUUAAUGUCUGGUUUUAAUCUUAGAUUAAUGUUAAUAUUAGUUUAGUAACAGACUGUUAGUUCUCAGAUGCAAUGCAAAGGGAAACUCACUAGACAAUGUAAAUGUGUAAGUGGCUAUUUUGCCCUCUCCAUAAACCAACUUAUUAAUUAAUUUUUUGCAUUAUUUUAUUUAUUUGCUUUUUAGUUUUUACCACAACUUAUAAACUUCAUUUACCACACACUUCUAUUUAUAGUGACUAUGGCAGUCUCAUUUUAUAGUGCAUUUCUCAGUUUCUUUUUUUAUGUAUUUAUUUAUUAUUAUUAUUAUUAUUAUUAUUAUUAUUAUUAUCAUCAUCAUCAUCAUCAUCAUCAUCAUCAUCAUCAUCAUCAGCUUACUAAAUAUUUUUAUUCAUUUUAUUUUUAUUUAUUAUUUUUUUAUUAUUCUUUUCUAGUAGCCAUAAGUCCAUCUGUAUUGUGUGUGAUGCAGGCCCAAAGUCGUAUGUAUAUAGUUAGGGUUGUUGCACUCUGGUGUAUGUGAUUAUCAAAUGACCAUUGCUAUCAGUGAUUCAGUACCAAAGAUUUUUUUAUACUAUGUGAAACUGCUUGUAUAUAAUUGACUUCAUAAUUUAACAAUUGAUAAGUAUAUAUGGACAGUUUGUAUUCUUAUUGUAUCUGUUACUGUGUAUAACAAAUGAUAGAGCUUUGGAGAAAUUAUCAGUAUAGUAAGUCUAUCAACAAUAUUAUUAUGAGGUUGCUAGUGCUCCAUGUUGAAAAGAAAAAAAAAAUUGCUCUUUUUGCUCUUGAGGUCCAUUCCCUUCAAAAUGCGAGUAUUUCUGUUUGUUUUAGUGGAUGGACCAUAAAUCAUUACUUGUUACAGAAAUAUAAAGAAGACAAAUGCACAUGGUGUACCUAUAAGAAAAUAGCAUUGACAUUUUAGUUUUAUUAAAGUUGACUGAGCAAUACUUGUAAUUUAAGGAUUCCACUUUUCUUUAACCAUCAGGUUGACUUAGUAUUGACAACUUGUACAUAAGUUCAUGUUGUAUCAAAAUGGUUGUUGGUCUGUUUGUCAAGUGUGCAGUGGAAAAGAAACCAACACUAUUUUUAUUUUGUAAUAUAAUUUCUAUAUUUCCA